Messenger RNA from Selaginella moellendorffii, 1743 nucleotides. RefSeq lists its product as uncharacterized. NCBI's taxonomy places the organism in Eukaryota, Viridiplantae, Streptophyta, Lycopodiopsida, Selaginellales, Selaginellaceae. The record is from RefSeq and is a predicted model, not a curated record. The transcript has a single exon. The coding region runs from base 1 to 1743 and encodes 580 amino acids.
AUGUUGAGUGCCGCUGAAAAGCGCCUCCUUGCUCUUGGGCUCUCAUUCAUUCCUAAUCCAGUGCCUCUCACGGCCAAAAAGAUUAUGGAAUGCUUAGAUGACUUUCAACGCUCAGUCCGUCUUCGUCAUUCGUUUAAGGACAGCAACAGUCUUAUACCAGAGUUUCGGGUUCCCAACCCAAACUUUGAUCCUCCCCCUGCUUCCUGGCACAUGGAGUCACGAGUUGCCCGCAUUCGAGAGCACCUUCUCCAACGUCUUUCCUGUUGUAAAAGACCUCGAUCUUUUCUAAGAGGAUGGAGACGUGAUGCAGUCCUUGCGCUGCGACACGAUCAUAGUAUUGUGAUUAAACCAGCCGACAAAAACCUUGGCGUAGUUGUUCUGGACCGCACGUGGUACAUUCAAGAGGCUAUGCGCCAACUCAAUGAUCCUCUUGUCUACAAGAGAGUUGAGUCGAUUCCACAUCAACCCAUGCAUGAGCGCCUCCUCGAACUUCUCCUGAAGUAUAAAUCUUGCUCAUGGCUGGACAAGAACACAGCCAAGUACCUCAUCACUUUGCCCUCACCUCCACGUAAAGCUUGUUUGUUGUAUUUUCUUCCAAAAAUACACAAGCAGCCAAUUCGUGGGAGACCAAUUGCUAGCUAUGUUGGCUACAUUUGGGAGCCACUUGCAAAAUGGCUCCACCGCCAACUUUUUGGCAUUCUCCUCCAACAGGAAACCUUUCUUAUGGACUCCCACACCCUCCUUCAUGAUCUUCAUAAACAACAGCUCCCAAAAGACUGCCUCCUCUUCACUUUUGAUGUGGAGUCGCUCUACCCGAGCAUUCCCACACGUGAAGGGCUCUAUUGCCUCCAUAAAUUUGUAUAUAGAAAUUUUGGAGAUUCAAUGCAAGCACGCUUUAUCAUGGCUGCUGCAGGACUCAUCCUUGAACACAAUUAUGUUGAGUUCGAUGGGAGUUAUUUCCUUCAAAUCCGAGGCACUGCUAUGGGGUCAAACUUUGCUGUGGUGUAUGCUUGCCUUUUUCUUUGUUCCCUCGAGGACGAGUUUAAGGCCACCUCUUCUAAAUGGCCAAUAUAUCUUAAGAGAUAUAUUGACGAUGGUGUCGGAAUUUGGGAUGGAUCAAAAGAGAGCUUGGAAUGCUGGUUGGCUAGCUAUGGAAGCCUCUGCAAUUCUAUAAAGAUCACCUCAGUGAUCUCAUUUGAAUCUAUGGAUAUUCUAGACAUCCAUUUUUUCAAAGGCCCACGCUUUGAGAAAUGCAGGUGCCUAGACUCCACCACCUUUCAAAAGCCACUAAAUGCAUACCAAUAUCUUCCAUGGAACUCAACGCAUCCUCGACACCAAAAGAUUGCCUUUAUUCGUGCUGAACUUCGGCAUUACCUCCUACGAGAGAGUAACCCUGAGAGCUUCUGUGCAAUUCGCAAGCUUUUCUAUACUCGUCUCCGUGCACGUGGAUACCCAAGAGCCUUCCUUAUUGAAGCUUUCCGGACAAUCCAUUAUACGGACCGAGAUAAUGUGCUCUACUCUCCAUCACGCAAAUCCAGUAGCAAUAGUCUACAGGCCCCCCUCAUUUUCAAGCUGCCUUAUACUCUCCAUAGUGCGGCACUUGAUGUGGGGAACACCCUAAACCCUAAACAGGUGAUUUCUGAAGUUCCAUCAGACUCACUCCCCAGAGUGAUCACAUGCUGGACACGGUCCCCAAACCUUGCUUCCCACUUGGUUUCAGCGAGACUCCCACCAUAUGAAUAA